Messenger RNA from Saccoglossus kowalevskii, 972 nucleotides. RefSeq lists its product as uncharacterized. The record is from RefSeq and is a predicted model, not a curated record. NCBI's taxonomy places the organism in Eukaryota, Metazoa, Hemichordata, Enteropneusta, Harrimaniidae.
AUGACAACAAUGGUACCUAUUAUUGAUUUCGAUGCCUGUAGCCUUGCACGCAGCAAAGUGGCCAGCGAUCGGUUACCAGAGCUUGCCCGUUCCCUGCUCAAAUCGUUGUCGGUUGACGGAGUGGUGAUUUUAAAGAAUCACGGUAUUGAUGAAAAAGAGAUAAGAUCAGCGUUUGAUUUAUCUGAUGAGUUCUUCAGGAGUCCCGCGGAUAACAAGUUACUGUUCGAGGCAAAGUCUGAAGACAAUUUCAAAAUCGGUUACGCUCAUAGUGGCACAGAAAGGUACAGUCGUGUCAAGAAUUUCAGAGAAGCUUUCCGAUUGCGUCCAGGCACACAUUCCACAAUUGACACUGUGGUGCCCGGGUUCGUGAAAGCACAACAGUUGCUAUUUACUUCUAUGGGGAAACUUGUUCAGCGAUUGGUCAGAUUGUUGGCUAUUGGACUUGAAAUAGAUGAAAAUGUAUUCACUGACAAGUUUAAAAAGAUGGGCGAAGAAGGAAACUCGUCUUACAUGAUGCACAAUUGGUAUACAACAGAACAGUCAUUUGACAAAUCUGGUGAAGCCAUUCGCCUUUUUGGUCAUUUCGAUAAUAGUGCCUUAACUCUACUUGUUACAAGUAAACACCCUGGUUUGCAGUUUAGAAACAGAGAAGGCGAAUGGAGCGAUGUUCCACCAAGUGGAGAUAAUAUAAUCGUACUUAUUGGCCAAAUAAUGGAGGCUUGGACAGAAGAUAAAUUAAAAGCACCGUUUCAUCGGGUUACUUUCCCGGAGAGAGAUCAAGGAACCGAUAAUCGAAUGUCGUGUGCUUUCUUCGCCAUACCAGACAACGCACACACCAUUUGUAGCAUUCACGGCAGUGAGAAAUACCCCCCUUUCAAACCAGAUGUUUUCUUUGUGGACAAGUUGAACGUAUUAUACAAGUAGUGUCCACAUCAAACGAUAGGCUCUAAUUAUACAAUCAUAAAAUGCGAG